AAGAAAAAGAAGAAAAAUCGCCAGGUUGCAAAGAAAGAGAAGGAAAACUGCCAGGUUGGACAGAAAGAGAAGGAAAACGGCCAAGUUGGACAGAAAGAGAAUAUUGACGAGCAGAGGAAUGUCAAAGACGAUGUUAAAAUGAAGGACACCCAGGAACAGCAGGACAAAAUGGACCUAACAAAGUGCCAGGGUAAUCAAGAAGAGGACUGGAAAGGACAGAAGAAGAACAUUGAUGAGCAAAAGAAGGACAAGGACGAUGAUAAAAUCAGGAGUAACCAGAAACAGCAGGACAAAACUGACUUGGAGAGUGACCAGGAGGAAAACUUGGAAAAACUGAAAGAAGAACAAGUAGGGAACACAAAUAAACAUGAUAGGAAAGAUCAGGAGAUAAAUAAAGAAAAUCAGAAGAAUAAGGUUGAUAAGGAGAAAAACGACAAUGAAAAUGUAAAGAAAAUAAAUGGAAAGGAGGAGAACAAUAUUAAACAGGAGAAAAUCACAUAUGUAUAUAUGGGAAACAAAGUUAAGGAAGAGGAGAAAGAUAACAAAGUUAAGGAGGAGGAGAAGAAUAAAGCUGAAAAAGAGGAAAACACAGAUGAACAGAAGGAAAACAAAGUUGAACAGUUCGAGAAAACAGUUAAACAGAAGGAGAACAAAAUUGAACAGAUGGAGAACACAGUUGAACAGGAGGAGAACAAAUAUGAGCAGGUGGAGAACACAGUUGAACAGAUGGAAAACACAGUUGAAGAGGAGAAGAACAAGAUUGAACAGAAGGAUAACAAAGUUGAACAGGUGGAGAACACAGAUGAACAGAAGGAGAACAAAGUUGAACAAAUGGAGAAACAGGUUGAUAAAAAAGUUGAACAGGUGGAGAACACAGUUGAACAGAUAAAGAACACAGUUGCACAGGAGGAGAAUACGGUUAAAAAGGAAAAAAACACAGUUGAAAAGGAGGAGAACACAGUUGAAAAGGAGAAGAACAAGAUUGAAAAGGAGGAGAACACAGUUGAACAGGAGGAGAACACAGUUAAACAGGAGGAGAACACAGUUGAACAGGAGGAGAACACAGUUGAACCAGAGGAGAAAAAAGUUAAACAGGUGGAGAAAAAAGUUGCACAGGAGGAGAACACAGUUAAACAGGAGGAGAAUACAGUCGAACAGGAGGUGAACAAAGUUGAACAAGUUGAGAACAAAGUUGAACAGGAGGAGAACAAAGUUGAACAGGAGGCGAACACAGAUAAACAGGAGGAGAAUAAAGUUGAACAAGAGGAAAACACAGCUGAAAAGGAGGAGAACAAAGUUGAACAGGUGGAGAACACAGUUGAACAGGAGAAAAAUAAAGUGGAAAAAGAAGAGAAUACAGUCGAACAGGAGGAGAACAAAGUUGAACAGGUGGAGAAUAAAGUUGAACAAGAGGAGAACACAGUUGAACAGGAGGAGAACAAAGUUGAACAUGUCAAGAACACAGUUGAACAGGAGGAGAACAAAGUUGAACAGGAGGAAAACAAAGUUGAGCAGGAGGAAAACAAAGUUGAACAGGUGGAGACCACAGUUGAACAGGAGGAGAACAAAGUUGAACCAGAGAAGAAAAAAGUUGAACAGGAGGAGAACAAAGUUGAACAGGAGAAGAACAAAGUUGAAAAAAAGGAGAACACAGUUAAACAGGAGGAGAACAAAAUUGAACAGGUGGAGAGCACAGUUGAACAGAAGAAGAAAAAAGUCGAACAGGUGGAGAGCACAGUUGAACAGGACGAGAACACAGUUGAACAGGAAGAGAACAAAGUUGAACAGGUGGAGAACACAGUUGAACAGAAGGAGAAAAAAGUCGAACAGGAGGAGAACACAGUUAAACAGGAAGAGAACAAAGUUGAACAGGUGGAGAACGAAAUUAAACAGGUAGAGAAUUCAAUUGAACAGGAGGAGAACAAAGUUGAGCAGGUAGAGAACACAAUUAAACAGGAGGAGAAAAAAGUUGAAAAAGAGGAAAACAGAGUUGAACAGGAGGAGAACACUGUUGAACUGGAGAAAAAUAAAGUUGAAAAAGAGGAGAACACAAUUGAACAGGAAGAGAACACAGUUGAACAGGAGGAGAACAAAGUUGAAGAGGAGGAGAACACAGUUGAACAGCAGGAUACCGAAGUUGAGAAGGUGGAGAAAACAGUUAAACAUGAGGAGAACAAAGUUGAACAGGUGGAAAACACAGUUAAACAGGAGGAAAACACAGUUGAACAGGAGGAGAACAAAGUUGAUCAGGAGGAGAACAAAGUUGAGCAGGAGGAGAAAAAAAUUGAACAAGAGGAGAACAAAGUUGAAAAGGUGGAAAACACAGUUGAACAGGAGGAAAACAAAGUUGAACAGGAGGAAAACAAAGUUGAAAAUGUGGAGAACACAGUUACACAGGAGGAGAAGAAAGUUGAACAGGUGGAGAAAACGGUUGAAAAGGAGGAGAACACAGUUGAACAGGAGGAGAACAAAAUUGAUAAGGUGGAGAACACAGUUGAACAGGAGGAGAUCACUGUUAAACAGGAUGAGAACAAAGUUGAACAGGUGGAGAACACAGUAGAUCAGAAGGAGAACAAAGUUGAACAGGAGAAGAACACAGUUGAACAGGUGGAAAACACAGUGAAACAGGAGGGGAACAAAGUUCAACAGGUGGAGAACAAAUUUGUACGGGAGGAGAACAAAUUUGAACAGGAGGAGAACAAAGUUAAACAGGAGAAAAACAUAGUUGAACGGGUGGAGAACACAGUUGUACAGGACGAGAAGAAAGUUGAACAGGAGGAGAACAAAUUUGAACAGGUGGAGAACACAGUUGAACAGGAGGCGAACACAAUUGAUCAGAAGGAGAACAAAGUUGAACAGGAGGAGAACACAGUUAAACAGGAGGAGAACACAGUUGAACAGGAGGAGAACAAAGUUGAACAGUUGGAAAACACAGUUGAACAAGAGGAUAACAAAGUUGAACAGAUGGAGAUCACAGUUGAACAGGAGGAGAACACAGUUGAACAGGAGGUGAACAAAGUUGAACAAUUGGAGAACACAAUUGAACAGUUGGAGAACACAGUUGAACAGGAAGAGAACAAAGUUGAACAGUUGGAGAACACAGUUAAACAGGAGGCGAACACAAUUGAUCAGAAGGAAAACAAAGUUGAACAGGAGGAGAACACAGUUAAACAGGAGGAAAACACAGUUGAACAGGAGGAGAACAAAGUUGAACAGUUGGAAAACACAGUUGAACAGGAGGAUAACAAAGUUGAACAGAUGGAGAUCACAGUUGAACAGGAGGAGAACACAGUUGAACAGGAGGUGAACAAAGUUGAACAAUUGAAGAACACAGUUGAACAGUUGGAGAACAUAGUCGAACAGGUGAAGAACACAGUUGAAGAAGAGGAGAAUGAAGUUGAAAAAGAGAAUAACACUGUUGAAGAGAUCGAGAACAAAGUUAAAGAGGUAGAGAUUACAGUUGAACAGGUGGAGAACACAGUUCAACAGGUGGAGAACACAGUUGAACAGGCAUAUAACACAGUUGAACAGGUGGAGAACACAGUUGAACAGGCAUAUAACACAGUUGAACAGGCGGAGAACACAGUUAAACAGGAGGAGAACAAAGUAGAACAGGAGGAGUACAAAGUUGAACAGGAAGAGAACAAAGUUGAACAGUUGGAGAACACAGUUGAACAGCAGGAGAACAAAGUUGAAGAGGUGGAGAAAAAAGUUGAACAAGAGGAGAACACAGCUGAACAGGAGAAGAACAAGGUUGAAAAGGAGAAGAACAAUGUUGAACAGGAGGAGAACAAAGUUGAACAGGUGGAGAAUAAAGUUGAACAGGAGGAGAGCAAAGUUGUAAAAGAGAAGAACACAGUUGAACAGGAAGAGAACAAAUUUGAGCAGGUGGGGAAAACAGUUAAACAGGAGGAGAACAAAGUUCAGCAGGUGGAAAACAAAGUUGAACAGGAGGAAAACAAAGUUGAACAGGAGGAGAUCAAAUUUGAACAGGAGGAGAACAAAGUUGAACAGGAAGAGAAAACAGUUGAACAGGAGGAGAACAAAGUUGAACAUGUGGUGAACACAGUUGAAAAGAAGGAGAACAAAGUUGAAAAGGAGAAUAACAAUGUUGAACAGGAGGAGAACAAAGUUGAACAGGUGGAGAUCACAGUUGAACAGGAGGAAAACACAGUUAAACAGGAGGAGAACAAAGUUGAACAGGUGGCGAACACAGUUGAACAGGAGGUGAACAAAGUUGAACAUGCGGUGAACACAGUUGAAAAGAAGGAGAACAAAGUUGAAAAGGAGAAGAACAAUGUCGAACAGGAGGAGAACAAAGUUGAACAGGAAGAGAACACAGUUGAACAGGAGGAGAACAAAGUGGAACAUGUGGUGAACAAAGUUGAAAAGGAGAAGAACAAUGUUGAACAGGAGGAAAACAAAGUUGAACAGAUGGAGAUCACAGUUGAACAGGAGGAGAACACAGUUGAACAGGAGGAGAAAAAAGUUGAACAGGUGGCGAACACAGAUGAACAGGAGAAGAACAAAGUUGAACAGGUGGAGAACACAGUUGAACAGGAGAAGAACACAAUUGAACAAGCGGAGAACAAAGAUGAACAGGAGGAGAACAAAGUUGAACAGGUGGAGAACACAGUGGAACAGGAGGAGAACAAAGUUAAACUGAAAGAGAACACAGUUGAACAAGAGGAAAAUAAACUUGAAAAAGAGGAGAAAACAUUUGAACAAGAGGAGAACAAAGUUGAACAGGUGGAGAACACAGUUGAAUAUGUGGUGAACACAGUUGAACAGGAGGAGAACAAAGUUCAACAGGAGGAGAACACAGUUGAACAUGUGGUGAAAACAGUUGAAAAGAAGGUGAACAAAGUUGAACAGGACGAGAACAAAGUUGAACAGGUGGAGAACACAGUUGAACAGGAGGAGAGCAAAGUUGAACAGGUGGUAAACACAGUUGAACUGGAGGAGAAUAAAGUUGAAAAAGAGGAGAACGCAGUUGAGCAGGUGAGAAACACAGUUGAGCAGGUGGAGAACAUAGUUGAACAGGUGGAGAGAAAAGUUGAACAGAAGGAGAACAAAGUUGAACAGAAGGAGAACACAGUUGAACAAGAGGAGAAUAAAGUUGAACAGGUAGAAAACACAGUUAAACAGGAGGAGAACAAUGUUGAACAGGUGAAGAACACAGAUGAACCGGCUGAGAACACAGUUGGACAGGAGGAAAACACAGUUGAUCAGGAGAAGAAUAAAGUUCAAAAGGAAGUUGAAAACGUGGAGAACACAGUUGAACAGGAGACCAAAGCUGAACAGGUGGAGAAUACAGUUGAACAGGAGGAGAACAAAGUUGAAAAGGUGAAGAACACAAUUGAACAGGAGGAGAAAAAAGUUGAACAGGAGAAGAACACUAUUGAACAGGAGGAGAAAAAAGUUGAUGAGGAGAAGAUCAAAUUUGAAAAGGAAGAGGAAAAAAUUGAUCAGGUGGAGAAAAACGUUGAACAGGAGGAUAACAAAUUUGAACAGGAGAACACAUUUGAACAGGAGGUGAAAAAAGUUGAACAGGAGAAAAACAAAGUUAAACAGGUGGAGAUCACAGUUGAAUGGGACGAGAAAAAAGUUGAACAGGAGGAGAACAAAUUUGAACAGGAGGAGAACAAUGUCGAACAGGGGGAGAACACAGUUGAACAGGAGGAGAACAAAGUUGAACAGGUGGAGAACACCAUUGCACAAAAGGAGAACACAGCUGAAGAGGUGGAUAUCAAAGUUGAACAGGAAGAGAACACAUUUGAACAGGAGGAGAACAAAGUUGAACAGGAGGAGAACAAAGUUGAACAUGUAGUGAACACAGUUGAAAAGAAGGAGAACAAAGUUGAAAAGGAGGAGAACAAUGUUGAACAGGAGGAGAACAAAGUUGAACAGGUGGAGAUCACAGUUGAACUGGAGGAGAACACAGUUGAACAGGAGGAGGACAAAGUUGAACAGGUGGCGAACACAGUUGAACAGGAGGUGAACAAAGUUGAACAUGUGGUAAACACAUUUGAAAAGAAGGAGAACAAAGUUGAAAAAGAGGAGAACCCCAUUGAACAGGAGGAAAACAAAGUUGAACAAGAGGAGAAUAAAGUUGAAAAAGAGGAGAACACAGUUGAACAGGAGGAAAGCAAAGUUGAACAGGAGGAGAACAAAGUUGAACAGGAGGAGAACAAAGUUAAACAGGUGAAGAACACAGUUAAACAGGUGGAGAACACAGUUGAACAGGAGAAGAACACAAUUGAACAAGCGGAGAACAAAGUUGAACAGGAGGAGAACAAAGUUGAACAGGUGGAGAUCACAGUUAAACAGGAGGAGAAAAAAGUUGAACAGGUUGAGAACAUAUUGGAACAGGAGGAGAACAAAGUUAAACUGUUGAAGAACACAGUUGAACAAGAGGAGAAUAAACUUGAAAAAGAGGAGAAAACAUUUGAACAGGAGGAGAACAAAGUUGAAAAGGUGGAGAACACAGUUGAAUAUGUGGUAAACACAGUUGAACAGGAGGAGAACAAAGUUGAACAGGAGGAGAACACAGUUGAACACGUGGUGAACACAGUUGAAAAGAAGGAGAACAAAGUUGAACAGGACGAGAACAAAGUUGAACAGGUGGAGAACACAGUUGAACAGGAGGAGAACAAAGUUGAACAGGUGGUGAACACAGUUGAACAGGAGGAGAACGAUGUUGAACAGAAGAAGAACAAAGUUGAAAAGGAGGAGAACAAUGUUGAACAGGAGGAAAACAAAGUUGAACAGGUGGCGAACACAGUUGAACAGAAGGAGAAAAAAGUUGAAAAAGAGGAGAACACAAUUGAACAGGAGGAAAGCAAAGUUAAACAGGUGGAAAACACAGUUGAACAGGAGAAAUACAAAGUUGAACAGGUGGAGAACACAGUUGACCAGGAGGAGAACACAGUCGAAAAGGAGGAGAGCAUAGUUGAACAGGUGGAAAACACAGUUGAACUGGAGGGAAACACAGUUAAACAGGAGGAGAACAAAGUUGAAAACGUGGAGAACACAGUUGAACAGGAGGAGAACAAAGUUGAACAGGAGGAGAAUACAGUUGAACAGGAAGAGAACAAAGUUGAACAGGUGGAAAACACUGUUGAACAGGAGAAGAACAAAGUUGAACAAGUGGAAAACACAUUUGAACUGGAGGAGAAUAAAGUUGAAAAAGAGGAGAAAUCAGUUGAGCAGGUGGAAAACACAGUUGAGCAGGUGGAGAACACAGAUGAACAGGAGGAGAACAAAGUUGAACUGAAGGAGAACAAAGUUGAACAGGUAGAGAGAAAAGUUGAACAGAAGGAGAACAAAGUUGAACUGGUGGAGAACACAGUUGAACAAGAGGAGAAUAAAGUUGAACAGGUGGAAAACACAGUUAAACAGGAGGAGAACAAAUUUGAACUGGUGAAGAACACAGUUGAACAGGAGGAAAACACAGUUGGACAGGAGGAAAACACAGUUGAUCAGGAGAAGAAUAAAGUUGAAAAGGAAGAGGAAAAAAUUGAGGAGGAGGAGAACACAAAUGAACAGGAGGAGAGCAAAGUUGAACAGGUGGAAAACACAUUAGAACAGGAGGAGAACAAAGUUGAACAGGUGAAGAUUACAAUUGAACAGGAGGAGAAAAAAGUUGAACAGGAGAAGAACACAGUUGAACAGGAGGAGAAAAAAGUUGAUCAGGAGAAGAACAAAUUUGAAAAGGAAGAGGAAAAAAUUGAUCAGUUGGGGAAAAAAGUUGAACAGGAGGAUAACAAAGUUGAACAGGUGGAGAACACAUCUGAACAGGAGGAGAACAUAGUUGAACAGAUGGAGAACACAGUUGAACAGGAGAAGAACACAGUUGAACAGGAGGAGAGCAAAGUUGAACAGAAGAAGAACAAAGUUGAACAGAAGGAGGACAAUGUUGAACAGGAGGAAAACAAAGUUGAACAGGAGGAUGACAAAGUCGAGGAGGAGGAGAACAAAGUUAAACAGGAGGAUGACAAAGUUGAGGAGGAGGAGAACAAAGUUGAACAGGAGAAGAGCAAAUUUGAACAGAAGGAGAAACAAGUUGAGGAGAAAAUGAUCAGAGAUGAACAGGAGGAGAACAAAGUUCAGGAGGAGGAGACCAAAGUUGAACAGGAGGAAGACAAAGUUGAGGAGGAGGAGAACAAAGAUGUUCUUGAAUACACCAAGGUAUCUUUAGAUGUACUUGAGGAUACCAAGGAAUCUUCAGAUGAUCUUGAAUACACCAAGAAAUCUCUAUUUGUUCUUAAAGACACCAAGGAAUCAACAGAUGUUCUGAAAGACACCAUAGAUGCAACAAAUGCUAUUGAAGAAGCCAAAAAAUCUACAAAUGUACUUAAAAACACUUUGGGAUCUCUAGAUAAGCAGGGAGACACCAAGGCCAAUGAAUCUCCAGAUUCACUUGAAGACUUUAAGACAUCUGCAGAUGUUCUUGAAGACAACAAGGAAUCUUCAGUUGUUAUUAAACACAUCAAGAAAUCUUCAGAUUUACUUGAAAACACCACAAAAUCUACAGAUGUACUUAAAGAAACAAAGAAGUCUUCAGAUGUACUUGAAGACAUUUUGGAAUCUACAGAUGUUCUUAAAGACACCAAGAAGUCUUCAGAUGUACAUGAAGAUGUAAAUGAAUCUGCAGAUGUACUUGAAGACACCACGGAAUCUUCAGAUGUACUUGAAGACACCAGGGAACCUAUAGAUGUACUUGAAGACACUAUGGAAUCUACAGAUGUACUUAAAGACACCAAGAAGUCUUCAGAUGUACUUGAAGACACCAUGGAAUCUACAGGUGUAAUUAAAGACACCACCAAAUCUUCAGAUGUACUUGAAGAGGCCAUGGAAUCUACAGAUGUACUUAAAGACACCAAGAAAUCUUCAGAAGUACAUAAAGAUGUAAAUGAAUCUACAGAUGUAUUUGAAAUUGCUAAGAAAUCUUUAGAUGAACUUGAAAUUAUUAAGGAACGUUUAGAUGAUUUAGUUUCAAGAAAAUCUGAACAUGUACUAGAAGGUGAAAUUGUAUCCUGGGAAAAACAUAUUUCAAAACUAGAGUCAUGUGAUGUGCCAGUAGAUUUAAGGGAACACAAAGAUUCACUGAAAGAAACAAUGGAAUCUUCCGAAGAACUAAGAGUUUCAAAUGAGUUUAUUAAUACAGUAAACAUUUUAGUGGGAGUAACUAAAGAAGUAGAAAAUGCAAGAGCAUCUAUUUAUCUGCCAGACAUCGGAUCAGAAUAUGUUGCAGUUUCAGAAGAUUUGAAAACAAAUGGAAAUGAACCAAAGGGUUCACAGACCUUGGAUACUGUUAUGACUACACGAGGACCAGAUUAUGUAAAUGAAGACUUUGAUUUUCAAAGAGGGGCAAAGAAAUCUGAUGAAGAAUUAGUACUCAAAAAAGUAUCUAUGGAAGUAAUAGAUAAUGGAAAGGAAUAUAAAGAAAAAGUAGAAGAUGCAAAGGAAUCUAUGGAAAUAGAUAAAAAAGAAUCUAUUGAAGUGCAAGAAGAUUCAAAGAAUUACAUAGAAAGUAAAGAAUAUUCCAAGGAAUCUAUGGAAGUUCAAGAAGAUGCAAAGGAAUCUAUGGAAGUACUAGAAGAUGCAAAGGAAUCUGUGGAAAUAUUAGAAGAUACAAAUGAAUCUAUGGAAGUGCUAGAAAAUACAAAAGAAUCUUUGAAAGAUGCCAAGGAAUCUAUGGAAGUUCUAGAAGAUACAAAGGAAUUUAUGAACGCUCAAGUAGUUACAAAGGAACCUAUGGAAAAGAAUGCAAAGGACACUAUAAUAGAAACACCAGAUGAUAUGAAGAAAUCCAUCAAAGUAUCAGAAGAAACACAGGAAAUAAUGAAAGUAAUAGAAGAUACAAAGAAAUCCAUAGAAUUACCAGAAAAUACAAAGGGAUCAACAAGAGAACUAGAAGAUCCAAUGGAACCUACGAAAAUACAAGCAGAUGCCAAGGAAUCUUUAGAAAUACUGGAAGAUGAAAAGAAGUUUAUAAAAGAACAAAAAUAUACAACAGAAUCUAUGGAAGUCCUAGACGAUAGAAAGAAGUCUAUGAUGGAAGUAAUAGAAGAUGCAAAGGAAUCUAUGGAAGAAAUAGAAGAUGCAAAGGAAUCUAUGGAAGUAAUAAAAGAUGCAAAGGAAUCUGAAAUAGUAAUAAAAGAUGAAAAGGAAUCUGAGGAAAUAAUAGAAGAUGCAAAAGAAUCUAUGGAAAUAAUAGAAGAUGCAAAGGAAUCUAUGGAAGUAAAAAAAGAUACAAAAAAAUCUAUUGAAGUACUGGAAGAUGCAAAGAUAUCUAUGGGUGUAAUAGAAAAUGAAAAUAAUGCCAUGGAAAUGAUAAGUGAUAUAAAUAUAAAUGUAAAAGUACUAAAAGAUGAACUUAAAUUGAUUCAGGUACGAGGGGAUAAAAAGGAAUCUAUAGAAGAACUAGAAAAUGAAACUACUGAAGUGUUUGAGGAUGCAAUUGAUUCUAUUGAAGUUUAUGAAGAUGCAAAGGAUUCUAUUGAAGUCCUGACAAAGGAAGAAGAAGUGUCAAAAGAUGCAAAGGAAGAAAAGAAUGGAUCUCUGGAAAUUGAAAAGGAAAAGUCCUCUAAGUUGGUUGGUAUCCGGUUGUUUGAGAUUGGUGGAAUGGAAAAAGUAUCCUUCCUCCCAGCUUUACCAACUGAUAUGUCUCCGGUGACAUCCAAGGUUUCAGAGACGAAUGAUUGGACUGCUUGUCUUGCGGAGGAUAUUCAGGCUUGGAAUUCUCUAUUUGCGUUCAAGGAGAGCAAAGAUGAUUCCCAGAUAAAUCACAUUACCUCAGAGGAGGAUAUGAUGAAGAAGUUUAAGCAGAAGGAGAGGCGCGGAUCAUUUUAUCAAACAACUUUCGUUGAUUCCAGAAAAUCCAGCUGUGAUGGUGAAACUAGUUAUGUUGAAUCAUUGGAUAUGAUGCACACUCUUGCCAGCAUAGCUGACAUCAUCAGCAAAGAGAUAGAUGGAGAGAUGGAUGAGGAUAAUGAGAAAGGGGGGAGAACUAAAUUAGAGAGAAGAAUGAUAACACCCAUUGAUCCUGAAGAGUAUGCUGCUAGAACUACAACUGAGAGACAAAAGAUUCUGGAUCCUGUAGAGUUAGAGGAACUGGUAGAGUUUAUCAGAGCAGAGGAAAGUGAGAACAAUAAAAAGAAAACUGUUAUUAACAUCACAGCUGACGAAGAAGAAGAUAAAGAUUCAGAUUUAGAUUCUUCUGAUGAUGGUUUUGCUCUGCAGCUGUCAAUGAUCAGUGAGGUUCCAACUGCUAUUGAGGACCUUGAUACCAUUCAAGUAGUGGAGGAGGUGGAGAAGGAGGAGGAGGAGGAAGAGCCUGACAGGGUCACAUACUUCCAUUCAAACCUUACCGAUGAUCUCAAGAAGGACCAGAUGAUGCUGGUAAGGGCCCUGCAGAAUAAGAGACAUCUACGUCGACGCAGUACAAUUGUGCGGCGCGGAGCACAGAAAUUUGUCCCAGAAAGUUGUUAUGCAUGUUCUAUUCUCUAAUGGUUUGAUAAUUACAAUGUUUAUUAAUACAAAAAUAUAUAAUCAAAUUAGAAUUUGCUUUGU
Eurytemora carolleeae is the source of this 11577-nucleotide messenger RNA. RefSeq names its product golgin subfamily B member 1. Bases 139 to 11514 code for a protein of 3791 amino acids. Gene Ontology annotation, cellular component: membrane. The transcript has 8 exons. Lineage: Eukaryota; Metazoa; Arthropoda; Copepoda; Calanoida; Temoridae. Gene Ontology annotation, biological process: signal transduction. The record is from RefSeq and is a predicted model, not a curated record.